This is a messenger RNA of Penicillium samsonianum, 1053 nucleotides long. RefSeq lists its product as uncharacterized. The transcript is spliced from 5 exons. The coding region runs from base 1 to 1053 and encodes 350 amino acids. NCBI's taxonomy places the organism in Eukaryota, Fungi, Ascomycota, Eurotiomycetes, Eurotiales, Aspergillaceae. The record is from RefSeq and is a predicted model, not a curated record. Gene Ontology annotation, biological process: proteolysis. Gene Ontology annotation, molecular function: metalloendopeptidase activity.
AUGCGUUUUGCUGCCCUUUCCACGGUACUUCUGGGUCUAUCACAGCAUGUGCACGCCUUGCCAGUCGAAACCGAUGAGACUUCUGCGCUCGAUAUCACCUUGAGUCGUGUCGCUGACACCCGCAUCAAGGCUGUCGUGAAGAACUCUGGCAGCGAAGAUGUCACAUUUGUGCAUCUCAACUUUUUCCGUGACGCCGCACCCGUAAAGAAGGUCAAUGUCUUCAAGAACGAUGCUGAGAUCACUUUUGAGGGAAUCAAGCGCCGCUUCGUCCUCGAGGGUCUCACCUCGGAAUCUCUCACUUCUCUUGCUGCAGGAGAGACCUUUGAGGAUGAAUUUGACAUUGCCACUACCAGUGACUUGUCUAGCGGAGGCCCAUUGACUCUUCGUUCGACCGGCCUGGUGCCCCUAGUCACUGAUGGUGCAGUCACUGGCUAUCUGCCAUACCGUUCCAAUGAUCUCAAGAUCGAGGUUGACGGUGUCAAGGCAUCCCGUGUGCUGAAGGCUAUCAAGCCGCUCGAUCGUCGUGCUCUUCAAACCUGCAGUGAUUCGAGCAAGAAGUCUGCGCUUGCCAAGGCUCUCCAGAACACUGUUACGCUCGCAACCAAUGCCGCACAGGCUGCUCUUUCUGGAUCUUCCACCAAGUUCAGCGAGUACUUUAAGACCACCAGCACCACUACACGCAAUGUUGUGGCUGCUCGCCUUAAGGCUGUGGCAAAAGAGGCCGGCUCGAACACUGCCACUAAGUACUACUGCGAAGAUACCUUGGGAUAUUGCGAGACCAAUGUCUUGGCUUACACUCUGCCAUCUCAGAAUGUCAUCGCCAAUUGCGAUAUCUACUACAGCGAGCUCCCAGCAUUGACUAGCACAUGCCACAACCAAGAUCAAGCAACCACAACUCUCCACGAGCUCACCCAUGCUCCAGGAGUAUACAGCCCAGGAACUGAGGACAACGGAUACGGAUAUCGCGCUGCGACGGCCCUCUCUAGCGCAGAUGCUGUGUUGAACGCUGACUCGUAUGCAUUGUAUGCCAAUGCAAUCGCCCUUGGCUGCUAA